CUUGCUGUGCCCGCUUCUCUUUUAAGUACGAGAACGGCGAGAGGGCAGCAUGGGCGACUGGAGUGCCCUAGCCAAGCUCCUAAAAAAGGUUCAGCCCUACUCCACAGCUGGAGGAAAGGUAUGGCUCAAGGUCCUGUUCGUCUUCCGCAUCCUGCUCCUGGGGACGGCCAUUGAGUCAGCCUGGAGUGAUGAGCAGCUGAAGUUCCGGUGCAACACUCAGCAGCCUGGCUGUGAAAACAUCUGCUACGACCAAGCUUUCCCCAUCUCUCACGUGCGCCUCUGGGUCCUCCAGAUCAUAUUCGUGUCUGUGCCUACACUCUUAUACCUGGCACACGUGUUCUAUGAGACCCGGCAGAAUGGGAAGCUGAAGAAGCAAGAGAAGGAGCUUGGAGCUGUUCGUGUUAAUGGUGCCUGCUUGGAACCGUGCUCGCAGCAAACUGAAGAAAAGAAGUUCGAGAGCGGCAGUGAAGAACAAGCUAAGGUGGAAAGGAAAGGCAGGUUGCUGCUAACCUACAUGCUCAGUAUCUUCUUCAAGUCUGUCUUUGAGGUGGUCUUCCUGCUGGUCCAGUGGUACAUUUAUGGAUUUAUCCUGAAGGCAGUUUACAUUUGUGAACAACCUCCUUGCCCACAUCAGGUGGACUGCUUCGUCUCUCGCCCCACAGAAAAAAGCAUCUUCAUCCUCUUUAUGCUGGUGGUGUCCCUGCUGUCUUUAGCCUUGAAUGUCAUUGAGCUGUCCUAUAUCUUAUUUAAGGUCAUUAAGAAUUACAUGAGAAAGGAGGAUGAGGUUUACUAUAGUAUAGCUGAUCUCCAGAGCCUUUCCCAUGCCUCCUCACCAAAUGUUCACACUACCAUGUUUUCUGAGGAUCAGGUGGUUCCUGGGGAACAAUAUCGGUUACAGUGCGUAACAGAGUUGAGUGGGGGAAGGCAGGCAGACAGUAUCUUUUCUGCCCGGCACUCAUCCUUUUCUUCACCCUGAGGAUAAGCAGGAUUCUCAGAUGGUCUGGGUGGAGAGGAAAGCAAAUCAAAGCCACUGAACACGAGUGUUGCAGAGUAGCAGCUCUCCACCAAUAGUAGUGGCCAUGACAACAGCAGCCUGAUAGCUUAGAUACUGCGAUUUCUUCUUGAAAGCAUUGUGAUUUUGCCUGGUUGCUAAAGAGAAUCAAAGUGUGGUAGAAAGUGUACCCAUGUUUCAGUACAGAUAAUAUUCAAUGACCUUAUUUGUGAGAACUAGCAAGCAGAAAGAUAUUAGACCACAAGGAUCUAGGAGAAGAAGUGGAAGAGACAUGUGUUAUGAUUAAAGUUCUUGACUCAUUGGUAAAUGGUUUGUCUAGUAUGUGUAAGAUCUCAAGUAACAUAAGAACAAAAAGAUAGUAACUUAAACAAAUGAACUAAAUAAAUAAAAUGGUUGACUCAAAGAACUUUUAGUCCAACUAUAACUUGUAUUAGGCAAUGUAUAAGGACCUUGCCUCUCCCAUAUUACCCUAAAAUGGUUCUGGGAGGGGGGGGAAGAGUGAUUUUAUUAUUUAUCCAUAGACGCAGAUACAGUGUAAAUUCCCAAUCCUGCGUUUUAAAAUAAUACAAACAUACCAUUGAAAGUUGAGCCUUUCUCUUGGAUUUUAUUGUUUGGGCCCAUACUAUGUUUAUACUGUUUAAUUCCUAACGUAAAAGUAAAUUAUGUUUUCCCUUAAAAUGCAUCCCCCAAUUUAUAAUAUGUCAUAGUUCUGGUAAUUGUGAUGAGUUUUCUUUUUCUCUUUUAUACUAUACCAGCAAUCCUAUCACUGAUGUAAACAAUUUAUUUUUCUUUUCCAAGAAAGAGUUGGAGCCCUUAAAGAAACAGUUGUACUGAAAACAGCAAUUGUGAACAUGACAAACUUAAAUGCUUAGAAGUGAAUUAUGAAAUGUGUCUACAUGAAUUUGGCAAUAGUGGGCAUUCUUGGCUUUGUUUUAGAUAAUACAUAUUAAUUCAGAUGUUACCUUCUGCUGUGAGUUUGGCAGUCUCUUGUGAUUACUGGCAUUUUUCAUGUUUAUAUUAAGAUUUUAUUUGGAAAGCAGGAGAGGGUGAGGGAGAUUUGUGAAAUACCUGUGUAAUUGAUUUGAAACAUAUAAAAGAAAUGCUACUCAUUUUUCUUAUGCCUUUUGAUACAUACCACAGAUUGAAAAAUACUGAGCUGCAGACUUUUGUUUUUCCAUGACAGCUACACACACA
Messenger RNA from Arvicola amphibius (Eurasian water vole), 2206 nucleotides. Its product is annotated as gap junction alpha-6 protein-like. The transcript has a single exon. The record is from RefSeq and is a predicted model, not a curated record. Gene Ontology annotation, biological process: cell communication. NCBI's taxonomy places the organism in Eukaryota, Metazoa, Chordata, Mammalia, Rodentia, Cricetidae. Gene Ontology annotation, cellular component: connexin complex. The coding region runs from base 50 to 976 and encodes 308 amino acids.